Molecule: messenger RNA, 1461 nt
Organism: Acanthosepion pharaonis
Lineage: Eukaryota; Metazoa; Mollusca; Cephalopoda; Sepiida; Sepiidae
Source: the annotation of a GenBank genome assembly
AUGAAAGAGCGCGCUUCCUCCUAUUUCUUUCUUUUCGCAGUUUUCAUUUCCGUAUCAUCUAUCUAUCUAUCUAUCUAUCUAUCUAUCUAUCUAUCUAUCUAUCUAGUUCAUUUCCGUAUCUAUCUAUCUAUCUAUCUAUCUAUCUAUCUAUCUAUCUAUCUAUCUCAUUCUGUUAAUUUCUAUCUAUCUAUCUAUCUAUCUAUCUAUCUAUCUAUCUCGGUCUGUUUAUAUCUAUCUAUCUCAUUCUGUUCAUUUCUAUCUAUCUAUCUAUCUCGGUCUGUUUAUAUCUAUCUAUCUAUCUAUCUAUCUCAUUCUGUUCAUUUCUAUCUAUCUAUCUAUCUAUCUAUCUAUCUAUCUAUCUAUCUAUCUCAGCCUGUUCAUUUCUUUCUAUCUAUCUAUCUAUCUAUGUAUCUAUCUAUCUCAGCCUGUUCCUUAUCUAUCUAUCUAGUUCUUUUCCGUCUCUAUCUUUUACGUAUCUAUCUAUCUAUCUAUCUAUCUAUCUAUCUAUCUAUCUAUCUCUUUAUCUCGAUUUGUUUAUCUAUCUAUCUAUCUAUCUAUCUAUCUAUCUAUCUAUCUCAUUCUGUUCAUUUCUAUCUAUCUAUCUAUCUAUCUAUCUAUCUAUCUAUCUAUCUGUUAUCAACAAAAUACAAUACUCGCCAGCGCCUUGAACUACGGUAUAUAACACUAUCUAAAUCGGUUCCUUAUCUAUCUGUCUAUCUAUUUCAAUCUGUUCCUUAUCUAUCUAUCUAUCUAUCUAUCUCAGUAUGUCAUUAUCUAUCUAUCUAUCUAUCUAUCUAUCUAUUUAUCUAUCUAUCUAUCUAUCUAUCUAUUUUUUUCUUUCUUUCUUUUUUUUCUUUCUUUCUUUUUUUUUCUUUCUUUCUUUUUUUUAUUUCUUUCUUUCUAAAUAUUUCCUCAUUCUUUCUCUCUUCACAUGUCUGCUUUCUUUCUUUCUUUCGUUCUUUCUUUCUUUCUUUCUUUCUUUCUUUCUUUCACAAUUUUCUUUGUUAUAUUUCUUUCUUUCUUUCUUUCUUUCUUUCUUGCUUUCUUUCUUUCUUUACUCUUUCUCCUUUAACAUUUCUGCUUCUUUCUUUCUUUCUUUCUUUCUUUCUUUCUUUCUUUCUUUCUAAAUAUUUCUUCACUCUUUUUCCCUUCGUAUUUCUGCUUUCUUUCUUCCUCCUUUCUUUAUUUCUUUCUUUCUGUCUUUAUUUUUACUUUCUAAAUAUUUCCUCACUCUUUCUCCUUUCACAUGUUUGCUUUCUUUCUUUCUUUCUUUUUUUCUUUCUUUCUUCAAUCGUUCUCUCUUCACAUUUAGUCUUUCUUUCUUUCUUUCUUUCUUCCUUAAAUAUUUCUUCAAUCUAUCUCCCUCCAUAUUUCUUUCUUUCUUUCUUUCUUUCUUUCUUUCUUUCCCAUUUCUGUUUCAUUUCUUUCGUUCUUUCUUUGUUUUUUUUUCUUUCUUUCUAA